UUCCGUUUCUGCCUCUGCUGCCCACAGCCACCUUCCUCCCGUGCGUUGUGUUGUGCGUGCCAGAUUGGUAGUAGUAGGCUGGUAGUAGCGCAGCGGUAGCCUCCUUCGUUAUCCCCAAACCCCGCGCCGACGGGCGUCCUCCUCACCGACAUUUCCUCCCACCCCCGCGCGCGCCCCGCCGCCUUUCUCGAACCUCCGCCGCAUUCUUGUCACCUUGUUGAUUCUUCAUUCUUGAUUUGUUCUCCUUUUUUUUUUGGUGAUUUUGUUGUUUCUUGGCCUGCUACUGUUGGCGGCGGCGAGCGGUGGUCACCGGCCGUGCGUUCCCUUCUUUCUCCUCAGCCCUCGGCUCCCCCGCCGGCCGGACACGCCGCCGGAGCUGAGUUGUUGAGGUUUUGCAGGGAAGGGAUACACUCCGAUCCCCAAUGCCCCGCGUUUGGUCCGCCCCUGCAUCCUCCUCCACAGAUUGCUAGGCUUCACCGGAGAUGAUGGCGGCGCCGCAGCUACCGUGCUGCACUCGCCUCGCUCCGCCGUGUCCCGGGAAGGCGGCGGCGGAGGCAAGAACCCUGGCACGUUCACGGUUCAGGUGCUGUGCGGGGGCCGCGAGGCCUCGCUCGUUCCAGAAGAAAGACUCCUUCCUGGACCUCCACCCUGAGGUGACCCUCCUCCGCGGCGGCGACGAGGCGGCCGUCGUCGCCACGAGGAAGGGGUCUCCGAACGGGAGCCCGCUGGAGGGGCUGGGCGCGCCGCCGGAUCACUGCGAUUACGACGGGGCCAAGAUCAAGGUCGUCGGGGUCGGCGGAGGAGGCUCCAAUGCCGUCAACAGGAUGAUUGAGAGCUCCAUGAACGGCGUCGAGUUCUGGAUUGUGAAUACCGAUGUGCAGGCGAUAAGGAUGUCGCCGGUCCUUCCGCAGAACAGGUUGCAGAUUGGGCAGGAGCUGACUCGGGGUCUAGGCGCAGGUGGAAACCCUGACAUUGGGAUGAAUGCGGCGAAAGAAAGUGUCGAGUCCAUUCAGGAAGCUCUUUACGGUGCUGAUAUGGUUUUUGUCACGGCUGGGAUGGGUGGAGGCACUGGAACUGGAGGUGCCCCUGUAAUCGCUGGAAUUGCCAAGUCCAUGGGUAUACUGACAGUUGGCAUCGUGACGACACCAUUCUCAUUUGAAGGGAGGAGACGGGCAGUUCAGGCUCAAGAAGGAAUAGCAGCCUUGAGAAAUAGUGUGGACACCCUCAUUGUCAUCCCAAAUGACAAGCUGUUGUCUGCUGUUUCUCCAAAUACUCCAGUAACCGAAGCAUUCAACUUGGCUGAUGAUAUUCUUCGACAAGGAAUUCGUGGUAUCUCUGAUAUUAUCACGGUUCCUGGGUUGGUUAAUGUUGAUUUUGCUGAUGUUCGAGCCAUCAUGCAAAAUGCAGGCUCAUCCUUGAUGGGUAUUGGAACGGCUACAGGGAAGUCAAGAGCAAGAGAUGCUGCUCUUAAUGCCAUUCAGUCACCACUGCUAGACAUUGGAAUUGAAAGAGCUACAGGCAUUGUGUGGAAUAUCACUGGGGGAGCUGAUAUGACUUUGUUUGAGGUGAAUUCUGCUGCUGAGAUCAUCUAUGACCUUGUUGAUCCAAAUGCUAAUCUGAUAUUUGGUGCUGUCAUAGACCCAUCACUCAAUGGCCAAGUGAGCAUAACCUUGAUUGCCACUGGCUUCAAACGUCAAGAUGAACCAGAAGGUCGCACCACAAAGGGUGGCCAACAAACGCAAGGAGACAAUGGUCGACGCCCAUCCUCUGCAGAAGGCAGCAUGAUUGAGAUUCCUGAGUUCCUUCGGAGGAGAGGACCUUCUCGCUUCCCGCGAGUCUGACUGCCCAGGCUCCCUUCCCUUGCCCAGUAUCUAUGCUUAUCAGCAUUCUCCUAGAUCAGUCGCCUCAUGUAGGAUACCAGGCAUGUACAGUACUGUAGUUGUUUGGUUGUUCAGUUUUGUUUACUCCCUUAUGUUCUAUAUUUUGAGAUCUUACUGUUAAUAAUUUGUAGCAAUGAGCUUGCUAAUGCUAUAGAAAUCGUUUUAUCCCAGUAGGUCAAAAUGAUCAUAUGCCCCUACUCAAGUUGUGUUCAUCUCACGAGGCUUUUACUCGGUUGAGA
Molecule: messenger RNA, 2119 nt
Organism: Oryza sativa Japonica Group (Japanese rice)
Lineage: Eukaryota; Viridiplantae; Streptophyta; Magnoliopsida; Poales; Poaceae
Product: cell division protein FtsZ homolog 2-1, chloroplastic
Biological process (GO): chloroplast fission
Cellular component (GO): chloroplast; cytoplasm
Molecular function (GO): GTPase activity; GTP binding
Source: RefSeq, a predicted model, not a curated record